AUGAGCUCCAUCUCGGCGGAAUUGGAAGUUGGGUCUUCGAUUUUCAUUGAAGAUGCGGAUGGCUUAGAGUUAAAUGAUAGUUUGGCUGCUGAAAUUGAAGAGAGUUCUGUUCCUAUGGACGAAAGGUUUGAUUCUUUUACAAUGGACGAUGAUAAAAUUGAAAAAAUGGAGAAUGAUAUGGAAAAGGUGCAAAGUUUAUUGUCAUUGCUUCAGAGCAGUGCUAUCGCUGAUGGGUCUCUAGAGGAGGACUUCGAUAAAAUGGGUUUGAUUUUGAAUGAAGAUUUUGUAAUUAUGGUGCUUGAAACACCAUACAUUCCAAUGCAAUAUGCAAUAUAUUCAGAAGCUUUACAAAAAUCGGAUGAUUCAAAAGCUCGGCACUCACAACAAAGCGUUCCAUUUCCUCGCCUACAUACACCGGCAAGUGUCCCUCCGGUACACUGCUGUUCUUCUGCAAAGACGCAUACCUCCGGCGUCUCGUUCUCGACUCCGAUAGCAAAAGAUAACACUGUGAAGAAUCUGCCACUCUUGCUAGCCUCCGUAUCAAACUCUUCAUUCUCUUAA
Fraxinus pennsylvanica is the source of this 561-nucleotide messenger RNA. The record is from the annotation of a GenBank genome assembly. Lineage: Eukaryota; Viridiplantae; Streptophyta; Magnoliopsida; Lamiales; Oleaceae.